Messenger RNA from Acanthopagrus latus (yellowfin seabream), 1146 nucleotides. It is a transcript of the gene nat9, whose product is annotated as N-acetyltransferase 9 (GCN5-related, putative). The transcript is spliced from 6 exons. Gene Ontology annotation, biological process: protein acetylation. The record is from RefSeq and is a predicted model, not a curated record. Gene Ontology annotation, molecular function: N-acetyltransferase activity. Lineage: Eukaryota; Metazoa; Chordata; Actinopteri; Spariformes; Sparidae. Bases 127 to 756 code for a protein of 209 amino acids.
GCAGCCGCAGUUUGAGCCAGCGACUGUUGAACCGGAAGUUGAGCUGGCAUCAUGGAGGCAGAGGCGAAGCUGUGUUAAAAAAGUUAUUUUUCUUUCAUAUGUGUGGUUUUUAUUUGUUUUGACGUCAUGAGGAUUAAUGAGAACACGUCACUGGAGGGACAGAGAGUCGUGCUGGUGCCUUACAACGCAGAGCACGUGCCCAGGUAUCAUGAGUGGAUGAAGUCUCCUGAGCUGCAGCAGCUGACGGCUUCAGAGCCGCUGACCCUGGAACAGGAGUACGACAUGCAGAAGAGCUGGAGGGAAGACGACGACAAGUGCACAUUCAUCAUCUUAGACAAGCAGCGGUGGGCGGACACCAGUGUAGAAGAGGAGCAGUGCAUGGUGGGAGAUGUCAACAUCUUCCUGACUGACCCCACCAACCCGUCGCUGGCUGAGCUGGAGAUCAUGAUAGCAGAGCCCAGCUACAGAGGCAAAGGCAUCGGGAAAGAGGUGACACGCAUGAUGAUGUGUUACGGAGUCACCAAACUUGGAAUCAGAAAGUUUCAAGUAAAAAUUGGACUGGACAACCAGGUCAGCAUCGCCAUGUUCAAGAAGCUCGACUUCCAGGAGGUGUCGGUGUGUAAGGUGUUCAAAGAGGUGACGCUCGAGAUGACCGUGGACGAGUCAGUUCGGACGAGGCUGCUGGAAGACAUGGCCGACGUGAAGGAGAGAGACUACAGACAGACCUGCAGCGACAGACGAGAACCGGUUUCAUAAACUGUUUUACCGCACGAACUCUGGACGAUCAGGUCGGGACAACGCACGAAGCACACAACAGGAGGUGAUGUGGAAAUACUGUGUUGGGAUCAGGGAGGAGGUGGCGCCUGCUGUGUAAUGUGUCCACAGGAGCUGUGAGAAUGAAGCUCGCAGAAGAGGGAAGUUUAAAUGAUGAUGAACAACUACAGAAAAAUACUUAAACCUCAGUGAAGAGGAACUGCAACAAAGAAAGUCAAGAACAACACAGCUGUAGAAAAAGACGCUGUUGGAGCAGAUUCAUGUUUUCCAAGUGACAAAAGCGAAAAUGUUCAGGAUUCUGCAUCACUGGAUUGAAGGCUGAUUCUUCAAAAUAUGUUUGCAGAACAUAAAAUAAAUCUCAUUGUUCAAAUA